AUGAUUCUUAAGAUUGUCUCCAAAGUCCUCUGUACAGCUCUAUUUCUCCACUGGACUAGCGUACAGACUGAGGAUUUCAACAUUUUCUUUAUCCCCGACGACCCCAAUGGUACAUGUUGCAGUACCUUCAUUUCGUUUGAAGACAAAUGGCCCAACGAGUGCUAUGGUGAUACUUCGGCUCUUUUCGACUCGGUCAUAUUUUUCCCUCCAGAGGACGUACCAGACACCACGUGGCUAUUUGUUUACGAGACGCAGGGUGUGGCAGGGACCGCUUGUGGUAUCUUGAUCGAUAACUAUUCCCUAAACUCUUGCUACAGCAACAUCCAGUCUAUUCAGAGUGCAACGUGGGGCGAUCCUCUAAGACUCGGUAAUAGGGGAACGGAGCUGCCUGCCCAGAAGAACAGUACAGUCUCCUCGGGUGGUAAAGAACGCAAUACUCCAGGUAAACUGGGCUACAUUCGAAAUGGCCAGCAUUAUCAGAUCAGCCUCAAAGACCAGCAGCAUUCGACGGUAGUGAAAGAACUAGGUCACGCGGGCGAUGCAAUACGGGGUUAUAUUAUGUCCCAUGGGCGUGCUAAUAAGAGAAGGCAGAUUUUUCCAGGUACCUGCUAA
Didymella exigua CBS 183.55 is the source of this 612-nucleotide messenger RNA. RefSeq lists its product as uncharacterized. Bases 1 to 612 code for a protein of 203 amino acids. The transcript has a single exon. The record is from RefSeq and is a predicted model, not a curated record. NCBI's taxonomy places the organism in Eukaryota, Fungi, Ascomycota, Dothideomycetes, Pleosporales, Didymellaceae.